UUAAAUCCCCCCAAACCCAAAAAGAUCGCGAAAGUUAGUUUCGCUCCCAACCCGCCGCACCACCUCGCGCUCGCCGCCACCGCGCGCCGCGCCGGCGCCGCCGCCGUCUCCUCCCCUACAAAAUCCUCCGCCGCAGAUCACUCUCUCCACCCGCGGAGCGCCUCCUCUCCUCCCCCACCGCCACCGCCACCGCCUACUCCUUCUCCCGCUUCGAUCGAAACCCUCGGGAGCUCUCGCCGCGGCCGCCGCGCGCGAGUGCGAGCAGUAUCAGAUGAAGGGCGGCGCGUGGAAGCAGAGCGGCGUGGCCGAUCACGUUGGCUACCUCGGCGGCGGAGGCGGGGCGCUGGUCGGCCGCGCGCGACGGGCGAGGCUGUGCCUCUACGGCCUCGCGCUCGCCUUCGGCGCGUUCGCGGCGUUCCUCGCCUUCGCGCCCUCGCUUCCGGCGCCGCCGCCCUCCUCGCCGGCGGCAGCGUGGUUCGACGGCCUCCUCGCCUCCGCGUCGCCCUACCGCGCGCAGGUCUCGGGCUACUUCUCCUCGCUGUUCCCCGCCAACUCCACCUCCCCGGAGCCUCCUGGAGGAGCAGCGACGAAUCGGCGAGGAUCGAGCGGUGGUGGUGGGUUCUCCGCGACGGGUGGGCAAGCGGGAACCAAUGGCUCCAGUACAGUUGUUGCCGGUGAGCAGGGAAGAGGAGUUGAAGUAUCAAGCAGCAAUGCGGGAGGUGUUCCGAGCGGCAACUCCCCAUCCGGCAACGCUACUGCGGCGAUGCAGAGCAACCCGCCGCCCAAUGAUCAAGCGGGAGGCGGUGCCGCAGCCAAUAACUCCACCACGGGUUCCGCCGGCGAGGCUGCAGUUCCAAGCCGCAGUUCAGCCAGAAACGGCACGAUGACCAAAGAUGGUGCCCCUGAUCGGAUCAAUGGCACCGACGUGAUCGCGAGUUCAUCUGGAGAUGUCACCGCAGUGAAAGCUAAUGCAAGAAAUGCUGCCGGGUCUACUCACCAGCUAGGUGGUGCAAGUGCGAUCGUAGAUUCAAGCAAUGGAACUGCUGCUCCAUCCAUCAAUAAGACUGGGAAUGCAGCAGUGGCCACGGACGGCAAUGGCGCUGCGCCUCAGAGAGGAGGAGCCCCAGGCAAGAACCAGACUGUCCCAAAUCCGCCGGCUGCACUCGAUCAGAACAAGAGUGGAAGCAGAGCUGCUGCUUCAGGUGGAAGCAAUAGUACAAUGGAUGCUACACCACAGGGGAUUGCUAGUAACACCACAGAGGCUGCUGUCGAUGCCGGUGGUAAGAAGAAGAAAACCCAUUGGAUUGAAGCAAUGGCGAGCUGCGAUAUGUUCUAUGGAAAUUGGGUCCGAGAUGACUCAUACCCUCUCUAUCCCGAGGGAUCAUGUCCUCACAUCGAUGAGUCCUUCAACUGCCCGCUCAAUGGCCGCCCUGAUAAUGCUUACCAGAGGCUCCGGUGGCAGCCCAGCGGAUGCAGCAUUCCAAGAUUGAACCCGAGUGACAUGUUGGAGAGGCUGAGGGGGAAGAGGCUGGUGUUUGUCGGUGAUUCGCUCAACAGGAACAUGUGGGAAUCCCUGGUUUGCAUCUUGAGGAAUUCUGUCAAGGACAAGAGAAAGGUCUUUGAGGUGUCAGGCAGGCAACAAUUCAGAGCCGAGGGCUCCUAUUCUUUCUUGUUUCAGGACUACAACUGCAGCGUGGAGUUCUUCCGCUCCCCUUUCCUUGUUCAGGAAUGGGAGUUCCCCGUCAGGAAGGGUUUAACCAAGGAAACUCUUAGGCUUGACAUGAUCAGCAACUCUUUCCCGAGGUACAAGGAUGCGGAUAUCAUCAUCUUCAAUACCGGGCACUGGUGGACUCAUGAAAAAACUUCUCUAGGGAAAGAUUACUACCAAGAGGGUAACCGUGUAUACAGUGAGCUGAAUGUUGAUGAUGCCUUCCAGAAAGCUCUUAUUACCUGGGCCAAGUGGGUUGAUUCCAGUGUAAAUCCCAAGAAAACAACUGUGUUCUUCAGAGGCUACUCAUCAUCCCAUUUCAGUGGGGGCCAAUGGAAUUCAGGAGGCAGUUGCGACAAGGAAACCGAGCCAAUAACAAAUGAGAAGUUCCUCACACCAUACCCACGGAAGAUGAGCAUCCUGGAGGACGUGCUCAGUGGGAUGAAAACACCUGUUGUUUACCUGAAUAUCACAAGGAUGACUGACUACAGGAAGGAGGCACACCCUUCUGUCUACCGCAAGCAGAAGUUGACUGAGGAGGAGAAGAAAUCGCCUCAGAUAUAUCAGGACUGCAGCCACUGGUGCCUCCCUGGAGUACCCGACUCCUGGAAUGAGCUUCUCUACGCACAGAUUAUGGUUAAACAGCAUCAAAUGUUGCACCAAUAAAGGCAAGUGUGUUGAAUUACUUGUUCCUGUACAUGAGCUGUUGUUUGUAUGAGUGAGGUUAAGGAUUUUGGUAUCCUUUCAUAGAGAGAAGUAGUCAGUUAGUCACAGUCUGACAGUCGAUAUACGACCAACACGUAUUCUGUAUAGGCUCAUAGGAUUUUAUGAUGUAAAGUUCAUGUCUAGCUAGAAUUAAUCAGAAACAGAGAACAACAAUAUAGCAUACAUGAGAUGGUAUAUAUAGGAUCCUCUUCCAAGAAUCCCUGCCAUUUUUGUUAUCUGACCACUACCUUUUACAUUCUUAGCAUGGUGAUGUAGUAUCAUUUGAGUUCUUCUUGGAUAUAUUAAAGUAUAGAGAAAUAGUUGUAUUGA
This is a messenger RNA of Oryza sativa Japonica Group (Japanese rice), 2743 nucleotides long. Its product is annotated as protein trichome birefringence-like 1. Gene Ontology annotation, cellular component: Golgi apparatus. The record is from RefSeq and is a predicted model, not a curated record. Gene Ontology annotation, molecular function: O-acetyltransferase activity. NCBI's taxonomy places the organism in Eukaryota, Viridiplantae, Streptophyta, Magnoliopsida, Poales, Poaceae.